UCACGCGCCUUCCUCUGACUUCUUUCUAUCACUCGCCUCCACCUCACUUGCUCCUACUCCUCCACAGUUAUCCCAUCCUAUCCAAUCCCCCUCCCCCCAGUAACUGCUCAUCCCAUCAAUUAUCCCCUUCUCCAUCCAAUCACCCCUCCUUCACCUGCAAUGGUCGCCCUAACAUCAGCAGCGUCCCUCCUGGCGCUGCUCGACGAGCCGGAUCAGUCUCUCCAGGUAUACGCGCUCGAACAGCUCAACGCCAUCGUCGCCGAAUUCUGGGCGGAAAUCACCGAUCAGGUCUCUAGAAUUGAGGAGCUAUAUGAAAACGAACGGUUUCCGCAGCGAAAACUGGCUGCCCUAGUCGCCUCAAAGGUCUACUAUAACCUCGGCGAAUUCGUGCAGUCAAUGCAGUUCGCUCUUGCCGCGGGCGAUCUCUUUGACUUGUCUGUCAAGAACGAAUACGUCGAAACCAUAGUCUCGAAAUGCAUCGACUCUUACAUUCGAAGCUCACAAGUUGCUUUCGAUUCUCAGCAGAAGGGCGCAAAGGACGUCAGCCCCGUCGAUCCAAACCUCGUCGACGUCGUCGAGCGAAUGUUCUCUAGAUGCAUCGAAGAGGGCGAAUACAAACACGCCAUCGGCGUUGCUUUGGAAGCUCGACGACUCGACACUAUCGAAGCUUGCAUCAACAGCGCUUUCCAAGGCGGUGCAAAGGGAUCCAAGGCCGACGGCUCCAACGGUCUUACUGAUGAUUCGAAACAGGCCGAGGCUGCGGGAGCCGAGCUGAUAAAUUACGUCUUCGAAGCCUCCAUGUCGCUUGUUUCAAACAAGCGCUGGCGCGAUGUCGUCCUCAACCGAAUGGUCCUUUUGGUCACGAAGCUUCAAAACCCCGACUACUUUACAAUCACAAAGAUUCUCGUGCAUCUCAAUGACGCUGACAAGGCCGGUGAGCUUCUCGUCAAGCUUCUGGUUGAAAACACCGAAUCUUCGCUCCUGAUAGCCUACCAGAUCGCCUUUGAUCUCGUAUCGUCGACGUCGCAGCAGUUCCUCUCAAAGGUAGUGCAGACUGUCCAGGCCUCAAACGCCCCCGGCGCGGCCCAGACACUCAAGAUCCUGAGCGGUGUUCCGACGCUCGAUAUCGAGCUCACCUUCUUGCAUGACAACAACAAAACAGAUCUGCUGAUUCUCAACAAAACCAAGGAGACCCUCGACGGCCGAAGCUCGAUGUUCCACAACGCCGUUUCGCUCGAGAAUGCGUUCCUGCACUCUGGCACCGCCGUCGACGCCUUUUUCAGAGAGAACCUGGACUUUGUCUCGAAGGCGUCUAACUGGAGCAAGUUUUCAGCUACCGCAGCGCUUGGUGUGAUCCACCGCGGAAACCUCUCCCAGGGCAUGAACCUCCUCAAGCCGUAUCUCCCUGGCGAGGCCGCUGCGUCGUCACCCGCAAACUCAAAGUACUCGCAGGGUGGAUCGCUUUAUGCCCUCGGUCUUGUCUUUGCCGGCCACGGUAAGGACGUGCUCGAGUUUUUGCGCAAGAAUAUUCGUGACGGAAGUAGUAGCGGCGGUCAGGAAGGUGAGGUUGUGCAGCAUGGUGCAGCGCUCGGUGUCGGUGUUGCUGGAAUGGCAACCUGCGACGAGGAUAUCUACGAGGACCUGAAAAACAUUUUGUUUUCCGACUCGGCCAUCGCUGGAGAAGCGGCAGGACUUGCUAUGGGUCUUGUCAUGCUCGGUUCGGGCGACGAGAAGGCGCUCGAGGAGAUGAUUCAGUAUGCGCACGAGACUCAGCACGAGAAGAUUAUCCGUGGACUGGCUGUCGGAGUUGCGCUACUGAUGUAUGGCCGUGAGGAAGCAGCCGAUGGCUUGAUCGACCAGCUUCUCAAAGAAGGCGAUCCCAUUCUGAGAUACGGUGGUGUGUUCACGAUCGCGCUCGCGUACUGCGGCACGGGCAACAACGUUGCCAUCAAGAGACUUUUGCAUCUCGCGGUUUCGGAUGUGAACGACGACGUUCGCCGAGCGGCGGUUAUGUCUCUUGGAUUCAUCCUCUUCCGAAACCCGACCGCCGUUCCCCGGAUGGUCGAGUUGCUCGCCGAGAGCUACAACCCGCAUGUGCGGUACGGUGCCGCGUUCGCGCUCGGCAUCUCGUGCGCGGGCACUGGACUGACGGAGGCAAUCGAUCUGCUCGAACCCAUGCUUAAGGACCCUACCGAUUUCGUGCGCCAGGGUGCGCUAAUCUCGUUGGCGAUGAUUUUCAUCCAGCAAAACGAAAAGACAUCGCCAAAGGUUGAGUCUGCGCGCAAGGCGUUUGCCAAGGUUAUUUCGGAGAAGCACGAGGACGCGAUGGCCAAGUUUGGUGCGGCGCUUGCGCAGGGAAUCAUCGAUGCCGGCGGCCGAAACGUGUCCAUCAGUCUUGAGAACCGGCAGACGGGGACUUUGAACAUGAAGGCGAUCGUCGGACUGGCGGUUUUCUUGCAGUUCUGGUACUGGUUCCCGCUGACGUGUUUCCUGUCGCUGUCGUUCACGCCGACGGCGAUCGUGGGCGUCCGGUCUGAUCUCAAGAUCCCCGAGUUUUCGUUUUUCUGCAACGCCAAGCCGAGCAGGUUCGACUACCCGCCCAAGACGGAGGAGGCGACGAGCAAGGCGCCCGAGAAGGUGGAGACUGCGGUUCUUUCGACGACUGCGCGGGCCAAGGCGCGGGCGAAGAAGUCUGAGAAGGAGAAGGCUGAGGCGGAGAUGAAGAUCGACGGCGGCGAGGCGGCGGCGGCGGCUGCUGCGUCGACCCCUGCGGCGAGCGGCGAGGACAAGAUGGAGGUCGACGCGGAAGAGGAAGAUGCGGAAGAAGAAGAGGAGGAGGAGGAAGAGGAGGAGUUUGACGAGGCAGUUGCGAACGAGGAAGUCGAGGACAAGAAAGACAUCAAGGGCUACAAGAUCAGCAACAUGUCGCGCGUUCUCCCCGCGCAGCUCAAGUACAUCUCCUUCUCGCGCGACGAGCGCUUCACGCCCGUCAAGAAGUUCCGGUCGUCAGGCGGCAUUCUUGUGGUGAAGGACGGCAAGGGCCUGCGCGCGAAGACGGAGUUCAUCAAGACUAUCCGGGAGAGGAAUCUGCCGCCGGACGAGCAGGGCGAGGACGAGGAGGCGCCGGUGCCGGAGGAGUUUGACUAUGAGACUGAUACGGAGUUGUAAGUAAAGCUGUAAGAGUAUACUUGGUUGCAUUUCUGUGUGAUGCUCUAGUGUUUGUGCCGUCCUCUUUAUUGUCCAGUGUCGUUUGUUUUUGUCACGUACUCAUUUCUUCUAAAAACUGUCAUAUA
Molecule: messenger RNA, 3293 nt
Organism: Myxozyma melibiosi
Lineage: Eukaryota; Fungi; Ascomycota; Lipomycetes; Lipomycetales; Lipomycetaceae
Product: armadillo-type protein
Exons: 6
Coding region: 160-3168 (1002 amino acids)
Biological process (GO): regulation of protein catabolic process; proteasome-mediated ubiquitin-dependent protein catabolic process
Cellular component (GO): proteasome regulatory particle, base subcomplex; nucleus; proteasome storage granule
Molecular function (GO): enzyme regulator activity
Source: RefSeq, a predicted model, not a curated record